Messenger RNA from Oldenlandia corymbosa var. corymbosa, 1958 nucleotides. Lineage: Eukaryota; Viridiplantae; Streptophyta; Magnoliopsida; Gentianales; Rubiaceae. The record is from the annotation of a GenBank genome assembly.
CGCAUUAUCAUCAUUUACCUCCUUUUGCCAUUUUGUUGAAUGCAUGAGACAAACCUUGUAGCUAGUUUCAAUAUAACCUCCUGGUGAUUAGAUCCCAACAACUUACUAAAUUUCGGACGAUAAACCAAGGGGUAAAAGUAACCAUGUUGGUGGUACGUUCCUCUUGGAGGAAAACGGGGAACCGAUUUAUGCUUCUUAUUACAGUUAGCUUACUUGUGCUCCUCCAGAAUACAGAAGCAGAGUGGCUAAAUCAUGGAGGUGACAUAACCAAUCGGAGAGAAGCCAAGGGAGAAAUCUUAAUAAAUCCAAAAACAGCGACGAACUUGAGAUUGAAAUGGAGAUUCAUAUCGGGGUUCGAUACGACGGCCACCCCGGCGGUGUAUGACGGAGUAGUGUAUUUCCCUUCCUGGAACGGGUAUUUGUUUGCGGUGAGAGAAGACGAUGGAUCACUUAUUUGGAAGAAGAAUCUGGGACAGCUGACUGGGCUUCCAGGUCCGGUAGGAGGGUUUGUCAACAUUACAGUAUCUAGGUCCGCACCGACCAUCGCAGACGAUCUCCUCAUAGUCGGAAUUUAUGGGCCCGCAGUUGUUAUCGCAGUGAGACGAUCAACUGGACAACUGGUCUGGCAAUCACAGCUUGAUCCUAAUCCUCGUGCUAUAAUCACAACCUCGGGGACAUACUUAUUCGGGGCAUACUAUGUGGGAGUGUCGUCGUUAGAAGAAUUGCUGCCACCAUCCCAAUGCUGCACAUUCCGUGGAAGCAUGGCGAAACUCGAUGCUCGCAUUGGAAGUAUUCUAUGGCAAACCUACACCGUCCCUGACAACGGCGGCAACUUAGGAGGCUAUUCGGGGGCAGCCAUAUGGGGAAGUAGCCCGGCGAUCGAUGUCGGGAGGCGACUCGUUUACGUGGCAACCGGCAAUCUGUACAAUGCACCGCAAGAAGUUCUAGAUUGCCAAGCAGCACAGAAUAAUCAGACCACCCCGCCAACUGCUCCCGAUGCGUGUGUCCCGCCAGAAGCUCACUUUAAUUCCAUCCUGGCGUUUGAUAUAAAGACUGGGCUACUUCGAUGGUUCAAGCGAUUAGGGGGAUAUGAUGUUUUCUAUCUUGCUUGCACAAAUCCUAAUAGUGUGUGUCCCCCGGGGCCUAAUCCGGAUGCAGAUUUCGGGGAGGCACCCAUGCUCCUCACCAUUAAAUCCAAUGGUAGGUUGUGCGACAUUGCCGUGGCUGUGCAGAAGAGUGGCUUUGCCUGGGCUCUUGAUCGUGAUAAUGGUGAUAUUGUUUGGUUUACUAAGGCAGGACCCGGAAGUGAUGAGGGAGGAGGAACAUGGGGCGCCGCCACGGAUGGGAAGCGAGUUUACACCAACAUUGUCAACGGCGACAGAUUGCCUUUCACCCUCGCACCUUCUACACAGACCACAACCUUCGGAGCAUGGGUGGCCAUGGAUGCAAAUAACGGCCAAAUCCUAUGGACCACCGCCAACCCUAGCAAUGAGACUUGUAAUGGGCCGGUUACCAUUGUCAAUGGGGUCCUUUUUGCCGGUUCAGUCGCUUCCGAUGGUCCGUUCUAUGCCAUGGAUGCCAACACCGGCAGAAUUCUGUGGAGUUACAGUACGGGUGCUACUAUUUAUGGGGGAGCUUCUGCUAGCAAAGGUUGUGUGUUUGUCGGAAAUGGAUAUUCUGUUGGCGUUGCGACGCUUCAUCCAACUUGGACCAGUGGAAAUUCAGUGCUCGCCUUCUGUGCCCUUUAACUAUCCUAGGGUUUUAGGCCCCCAAGAUUUAGACUCGUAAUCUCACUGUUAAGUCGCCGUCAUCACUCCUCAGGUCCCUCCCCUAAGGUUGUGGACAUUAUAGUUAAAGACUAAUGGUUGAUGAAAAUAACAACCAUACUACUCCAAAUUGGCGGAUUGUUCAGCAGUACAAUUCGUGUCUAAGUUACAUUUAUCAAUGACAAAGUUGGC